AGGGUGCUCCCAAGCGCCCAUGGCGCAAGCCGGGCCGCGCUGGCGCGGCUGAAGGCGCCAUGGGCGGCCCUGGCAGCUACGGGAAGGGCGGAUACGGCCCGCCCGAUGGCUACGGCAAGGGCGGGUGCGGCCCGCCCGACGGCUACGGCAAGGGCGGAUACGCCCCGCCCGAUGGCUACGGCAAGGGCGGAUACGGCCCGCCGGAUGGCUACGGGAAGGGCGGGUACGGCUCGCCCGAUGGGUACGGGAAGGGCGGGUACGGCUCGCCUGGAGGCUUCAAGGGCGGCUUCCCGGGGCCAGGCGGCGGGUACAAGGGCUGCUUUCCCGAGAAAGGCGCAGCCUUCGCGGGGUGCAAGGGCGCUGGCGCCAAGAGCAGCGGGGCGAGGCCCGGCGGGCCGAAUCCCUACGCCAACAUCAGGCACGGGAAGAAGCUCUUCGUCGGUGGCAUCGGACCAGAACUGGAUACCGGGGCGAUGAAGGCCUACUUCCUCCAGUUUGGCGACAUAUCAGACUGUGUCGUCAUGAAGGAUGGCGGCGGCCGUAAUCGAGGCUUCGGCUUCGUGCAGUUCAGAAAGAAGGAGGACGCUGUGAAGUGCAUGCAGGCGUGGGGCACCCACAUGCUCGGCGGGCGCUACGUCGAGGUGAAGCCCGUGGACGGCGACGAGCAGAAGCAGAAGGAGCGAGACGCCAAGGCCGCGGCGGGCAGCAGCCCGUCGCAGCCCAGGAGGUCGCGCUCGACGCCCUCGCCGAUGCGGCGGCGGAGCGACAAGGCGGCCAGGAGCAGCCCCAGCGUCAAGAGACCGAACAAGAGCAGCCCCAGCGCCAAGAGGCCGCGCAAGAGCAGCCCCAGCGUCAAGAGACCGCGCAAGAGUGCCAGCAGAGCUGCGCGACGCGGCUGCCCCGAGAUGGACGGAUUUACUGCCAUCGCUGCAGUCUACAAGGACGUGAGUGCGAAGGACAAGGAGACCCACCUGCCACACGUCCUGAAGAAGGUGGUCGAGGCGCGGGGGGAUAUGGAGAAGCAGAUCACGCGCCGGCGGGACUUCGAGCGACAGCUGCGCGAGUCUCGAAAGUAUAAGGACAAGCUGAGCGACCAGCUCUUCGUCCUCGAGUCCAGCGUCGACGCCGCAAGAGAGCGCAUCAAGCACGUGACCGACCAGCUGGAGUUCCUGGGGGUCCAGACGGCGGGCGCAGAAGGCGACAUCAAGCUACUCCGGGAGAAGAGUGCGGUGCCGUUCGAGGAGCCCCCUAACGGAGUUGUCUCACACAGCGAGGAGCGCCAGCGCGUGAUCGACCACCUGGAGGGGGAGCGGGUGCUGCUCAGCAGCGACCAGGUCGAGAUCGAGAGGGCGAGGAAGCGUCUCGAGGACCUGUACAUCAAGAAGGUGGAGGCUACGCGGUUACAGAAGCAGCUGCUGGAGAGGAAGAGGCAGGUGACGCAGGACCGCUCCCUCAUCCUCCACGCGAUCGACACAGAGCGCGAAGAGCUGGCGCGCAUCAGGGCGGACCGCAUCAAGAUGAGCGAGGAGCGGAACUAUCUGCAGCACGCCAUGGCCGACAUCACGCGCGAGCGGCUGAUGGCGCGCAACCGCGGUUUCGAGAAGGGCCCGGGGGGCUCCUCCCCUACAGGCACCCCGGGCUACAAGGUGCAGACGCCUGGAUCCAGGGGCACCGCGUAG
Molecule: messenger RNA, 1679 nt
Organism: Prorocentrum cordatum
Lineage: Eukaryota; Dinophyceae; Prorocentrales; Prorocentraceae
Source: the annotation of a GenBank genome assembly